Molecule: messenger RNA, 2588 nt
Organism: Oncorhynchus kisutch (coho salmon)
Lineage: Eukaryota; Metazoa; Chordata; Actinopteri; Salmoniformes; Salmonidae
Exons: 7
Coding region: 275-2080 (601 amino acids)
Source: RefSeq, a predicted model, not a curated record
CCGACCUGUGAAUGGCAGCAAGCAAUACGCAACAUAGCGUCAAGUCUGCCGGAAACUCACACUAAGAAAAAAAACGUCAACGGAAGUGAGCUGUGACCACAUUAGCGUUUUUGUUAUUAAACAUGUAUUUAACAACCUGAAACUCAAAAUAUGAGUCUUUAACUGCACAGCAUCACAUACUUACCCCCACAUAGUGUUUAAUUCGCGUUGCAGACAGGACUUAGUUGAUAGAUGUUAUCUCUUUAACGCCAGCUUGCUAAACAUAUAUAACUGUAUGGUUUAUCACGCUCAAAUAGCCUCCAUCAUGGAGGUGCUAGCGAAUGCAGCCGUGGCAGAAAUAUGUAAAGUCGUAGACGACGAUUAUGCAGUGUUUCGUUUGCAAAUAACUCAAAGCCAGAAAGAAAACAGAGGAUUGCGGAGGAAACUACUGGAAAUGAAGGUGGCACGUGAGCGCGUCCCUGUCAGUCGUCCCAAUAGUUUCAAGAUCUUCGACCGAUACAGAGGAAUGGCAAGAGGUGAAGGACGUCUCACUGGAGGCCACAGGAGCUUUGUGAAGCCAGCGGGACACAAUACAUGGAGAGAUGGUCAACAAAUCACUGUUGAUGAGGGGAAUGGAACCUCAACCCAGCAAAUUAUCAUGAUAGAGUCUGCAGAGGCUGCAGGUCCUGGGGUCAAGCAGGAGAGGUCUGAAGGAGAGGAGGACCUACGGCACAGCAGAGACAUCCAGACUGGAGAGUCUGGAGCGCCCCCUGUAGCCACGGAGGACCCCACUACCACCCCAGCGCAGCCAAGGGCCCGACGCAGCAUCACAGAGGAGGAGGGUUCAGAUGUGCUGCUGAUGUGUGAGGAGGGUCUGGGGAACCCAGAGGAGACCAUGGUCAUGGAGGACAGCCGGACUACACCUCCUGAACCCACAGAGGAACCAGCUGAGCAGCACAGGACUACACACAGUCUCACUGAGUCAGUAGACAUGGAUGGGAAGCCUGAUCUGUUGCUAGUCAAAGAGGAGACAGUAGAGGAUGGACCAGAGAGCAUUGAUCUGCUGAGUGGACUAAAGAUGGGGGAGCAAGGUGGUUGGCUAGAGGCUAACAAAUACUGGGUCGCUGUCUUGGAUUCUCUGACCCUGACUGGUGCGGCUAAGGGCUCGCAGGACGAUAUCACUGAGCAGGACAGGACCAGAGGCGACAUAGUGGAGUCUGCAGUCCAUGAAGACCUGCUGAUAUCCGGUGUUACUGGCGGGAGAGACUGGACCUCUGAAGAGGCUGGCCACAAACCCUGGCCCCGGAUCAGGACCCUGGAUCAGGAGCCGUCACUCUUCCUUCCCCAGUCAGAACCCGGAACCAACCACGGGGGACAGAGACUCCACCACAACAACUACAUAGAACACAACCAGUGCACAGGUGGACUGAACCAACUCGGUCCUGGUGGUCAUCUGAGAGACAGAGGCUCCAGUCCGCAGACCAGACCCUUCUCUUCACAGUCUCAGUGCAGGGAUGAAGCAGGGCCUGGGGCUGAUAGAGAUAGACCCUCCUGUUCCUAUGAUACAAACACCACAGUAUCCAUGAUGAACAGAGGAGGUCACCCUGGGCUUCAGCCUUCACAGAGAGUGGUGGGAGACCCCCCUGAUGGUAGUCUAUCAGCAAGUCUGUCUUCUCCUUCAGGGUCUCAUCUAAUGCCUGGUGACUGGGUUCAUAGAAAGCCUGGACCUGGGUCUAGCCUUCCUCAGUUACCUCAUGGUUACCCCAUGAAUACGGUCAGGAUGGGCGUUCACCUAGCCUAUAACACCGCACACAAUCCCAACAACACCCAAACAAUGGCUAGAGGUCAAGGAGGGAGCUCAAAGACUAAUCAACUGAGGGUGGCUCCUGCUUUUACCUCCUCUGGUGUCAUUGGGUCACAACAUGGGAGGCCGAGCGUUAGGACGGACACAGACAUGCCGUACGCCUGCCCCACGUGUGGGAAGCGCUUUGCUGAGGCAAAUCAUGUGAAGACGCACCAGACCGUUCACACCCUUCAAGUGCAAACUAAACUACAAGAGCUUAUCAGACAUAGGAGUGUCCACAACGAGGAGAAAUCGUAGCAGUGCGUCUUCAGCUGUACGCAGGGGAUGUCAGGGAAUCAUUCUUUAGCUGACAGAUUGUUAUCGUGUGAAGUGUCUUGGGGUAAGAGGGUAAUUAACCAUAUACCCCUCAUUAAUCCUCUGUUUAACUUGUUUUUAAGAGACAGUAAACCUAGGCUAGAACAAGGACAGUUGAAUAUUUACCUUAUUGAGGUGAUGUAGAUGGGAUAAAGUCAUUCUAUUCUGUUCUUUAUAAACAAGUCUGCUCUCAGCUUGAAAGAUACUGAUCGUAGGAGAUUUGAAGUGUAAGGAAUAACCAGUAGCGUAUUUCAAAGAACAGUGCACAUACUCUUUUCAUUUAACCACAGCCUUUGAACUAUUACGCCAACCAAUACGAUCCUUCCUCUUCAGUGUAGACCGGUGUCUUGAUUUGUCGAGAUCUCUGAGUGGGGAAAAAAGGUGCAAGGCUCAAACGUCUUCUGAAUAUAUACCUAGUAAUGGUGUUAAAGAAUACAUAUCAACUACUGAA